This is a messenger RNA of Bemisia tabaci, 2054 nucleotides long. RefSeq names its product Myo-inositol oxygenase (gene Miox). NCBI's taxonomy places the organism in Eukaryota, Metazoa, Arthropoda, Insecta, Hemiptera, Aleyrodidae. The record is from RefSeq and is a predicted model, not a curated record. Gene Ontology annotation, molecular function: iron ion binding; inositol oxygenase activity. Gene Ontology annotation, biological process: inositol catabolic process. Gene Ontology annotation, cellular component: cytoplasm.
UAAAUCAAUUGGACAUGAUCAAGGAGGAAAAAAGUUAACAUUGAUGUCAGUUGACUUGAAGUCAGUUGCAAUUGUUUUGUUUGACAGAGUGCAUCGAUUGUAGAAAUUUGACAAGAUGAAAAUUUUGGAGCACAAUUCUGCCCCACAUCCCUCUCCUGGAAGAGUAGCCAUUCUGGAUGUGUCAGAAUUACUGAGGCCUGAGGCAGAGUUUGCCUCAAAACCAGUUGGUCACUACCGCGACUACUCUACCGAUGAGGAUGACCCGAUCAAAAAACGUGUUCAUCAAACCUACACUGAAAUGCACACAUACCAAACAGUGGAUUUUGUUCGAGGCAAGCAUGAGAGGUGGCUUAAAUUCAAUACAUUCAAAGCGACUAUUUUUGAAGCACUGGUGCGACUUAAUGAACUCGUCGAUGAAAGCGACCCGGAUGUUGAUAUACCCAAUAUUGUUCAUGCCUUCCAAACUGCUGAGCGUAUACGUCAAGACUACCCCAAUGAUGACUGGUUCCAACUGACAGGACUUAUCCAUGACCUUGGAAAGGUGAUGGUGUUUUACGGUGAGCCACAAUGGGCUGUUGUGGGCGAUACUUUUCCUGUGGGUUGUAGCUGGGGACCCUCAAUUGUAUACCGUCAUACCAGUUUUGAGCAUAAUAAGGAUGCCAAAAACCCUUUAUACAACUCGAAAUAUGGAAUUUAUUCGCCAAACUGUGGACUAGACAAUAUUAUGAUGUCUUGGGGGCACGAUGAAUAUCUUUACCAGGUUCUCGUUCACAAUAAAACAACACUACCAAAACAGGCUUUACACAUGAUUAGGUACCAUUCUUUCUACCCAUGGCAUACUGGAGGCGAUUACCAGCACUUAUGCGGCUCUGAUGAUGAGCAAAUGAAAAACUGGGUAAAGCGGUUCAAUAAAUAUGACUUGUACACCAAGGGCUCAGAAAUACCAGACAUAGAAGAAUUGACGCCUUACUACCAGUCAUUGGUAGAUAAAUACAUUCCUGGAAUUUUGGAGUGGUAAAAUAGAUGCGGACCGGAUGGACUUCAAAUUACCAGGGAUCAGAUUUUAACUGAUUGAUUGAAUUGAAUAUUUGAUUCUGGGAAGGAUGGUAAAGAAUCAUAAGGCGCAACUGGAAACACUCAUUAGUUAAGGCUUAGGACUGGCUAUUUCGACGAGACUGGUUAAAAUCUCCUACCAGCCAAAGAGUAGUUAUGACAGGUGCAGUUAUUUGGCAAGCAGCAAGAAAACUUUCACAUUAUCUAGAGCGUAAAUUAUCCAAAAUGUACAGAUAAGCCUGGCAAGGCUAAGAUACAAUGAACAAAGGCAGAUAGACAUACAAGCAAACAGGCACAGAUCGGUGGUUGGUUAGCUUCUAAAAUGAUUUUUGAUUUCCUCUGUGGUAAGCGGAUAAAUGUUCCUUUCUCUUAAACAUUAUAUUUCAAUGAUUUAUGAUACCUCAUCUACAGUUGUGUUGCGAUAAAAUUUGGACAUGCUUCAAAGGGAAGAAACUCACCGAGUGCUCACUGUUCAGGAAAACAAUGUAGUCUGCAUCCGUUUUUUCCGCGCCUGUUUGCUUCUUUUCAAUCUUCAGGUUCAUCAAUGACAGGAGUGCACUGGGAAGGAAAAUUGAGAGGAAAUGCUUUAAAAAUGUCCAUUCAGUAUGGAAAACAACAAAAGUUGUGAAUUCUUUUAUCAAAACAUCAAUUUUUCCUAUCAGAGCAAUGUGGAAUAGUCGUUAUAUUUUAAGCGAAUCUCUUUCUAAGACUUUUUUUCAUAGCGCAGAAGGACGAUCAGUAUGUCGUCUGCAUAUGUCUGUUUUGUUGUUAUGCGAUCUGUGUUUAAUCUGACAAUACUGUACAAAGUUAGAAUCCAGAUGAAGGGCAAAAGUGCUGCCCUGUGUCUCACAGCUUGCUAUUGCAAAGAUUUUGUCUCCAUAGAACAUACUGCGACCAGAGACAUGAUUUUUAAUAGUCUCAACUGGAUAGUUUGCAACCUUAAUCUCUUCAUCAAAACCUCAAUGGUUUAGAAAAUAAAGUGGUUUGGCACAAAGCACAAA